UGAGACGCCCAUUUCGGAAGGGAAGCGUAUGGAUGCAAAUUUUCCAUUUCCCCAAAACCUAUACUUAAAUGCUAAGCUUUCUCUGUGACACGAUAAAUAAAAGAAGAUACACUCCGAAAGCAGAAUCAAUGGGCCUCGUUCGCGACCGAUUAAAGUUCUCCUUCCGCCGCUCCUCAUCCCAAUCGCCACCACCGCCGCCGUUCACCACCAUCAAAUCGACGGAUCCGCCGCCGGAGUUCCUCUGCCCCAUCUCCGGCGCUCUCAUGGCCGAUCCCGUCAUCAUACCUUCCGGCGAGACUUUCGAGCGAGCUUGCAUCGAAGCUUGCAGAGAACUUUCCAUCUCCCCUAACUCUCUCUCCCUCGACCUGUCUUCUUCUUCUUCUUCCUUACUGCUCAUCCCCAACUCGGCCCUCCGCUCAGCCAUCCUCCGGUGGUGUGACAUCGCCGGCGUCCCCCAUCCCAUCCCUUUAUCUUCUGAAUUGGCCAGACGGCUUGUCUCAUCCACCAGUUCCAAGCUGCAGACAAACUGUUCGACCGAAUUCCUCAAUCAAAACAGUUCUCCCAUCACUUUUUCGUCUCCUUCUUCCUCCUCCUCUGACAACACCUCUUCAUCUUCCUCCACCGAAAUUGUUGCCCCGAAACCAGAAACCCCCGAGACUCCUCUCCACGCCGAUUCGUUCGAAGAGGAGAUCUUCGCGAAGCUGAAGCAUGCCCAAAUCCAGGAACAGGAGAACGCACUGAUCUCACUCCUCGAAGCUACGAGAGAGUCCUCUUCUCGGCGCGUCUCCCUAGGUACUCCUCGUCUGCUCGCUCAGCUCCGAGUCCUCCUACUUUCCCGCGACCGCGCUGUCAAAUCGAACACCCUCGCUAUCAUCGUCAACCUCUCUAUCGAGCCGGAAAACAAGAUCCGCGUCGUGCGCUCCGGCGUAGUGCCGGCCAUAGUUGACGCGCUCCAAUCUUCUUCAAGAGAGCAUGCCGCAGGGGCUUUGUUCAGCCUGGCCAUGGAGGAACAGAAUAGGAGUGCGAUUGGUGUUCUCGGAGCAGUUCCCCCUCUGCUCCACCUCUUCUGCAAUUCUAAGGGGGAUUUGCGAGCUAGAUUGGAGGCGGGAAUGGCGAUUCAUUAUUUAGGUUUGGCGGAGAUGAACAUGGCGAAGAUCGGGAGGAUUCCAGGGGCGGUGAAGUCGUUGAUGGUGGUGGCGAAGGGGGAGGAGAGGGAGUUGAGAAGGGUGGCGAUGAGAGUGAUGGUGGGAAUGGCGUGGAAUAAGGAAGGGAAGGCGGCGAUGUUGGAUGGAGGAGCGGUGGAGGGGGUGGUGGGGUUGUUGAGGAAGGAGGAGGUGGAGGAGGAGGAUAGGGAGAUGGUGGUGAGGAUGUUGUAUGGGAUGAGUAUGGCUGGGUUGAGAUUUAGAGGAAUAGCGAGGAGGGCGGGGGUGGAGGAGUUGUUGCAGAGAGUGCGGGAGGGUUUGGAAGGGGAUAAGAGGGAGAUGGUGAGGGUGACGAUUAGGGUUAUAAGGGGAGAGGAGGGGGAGAGGGAGAGAGAUUUGGGGAGGGUUUUGUGGGCGGAGGAGGAGGAGGAGGGGGAGGAGGUGGCGGUGGAGGAGAGAAGUCCGGUGCAUCGCCGGAGGAUGAACCGGGAAUCCGGUCCGAAUUCGGCCGGGUUCUGAGUUCUGGUUUUUCUCUGUCGGUUUCUGUAAUUUUGUUAAUGUUAUUUUAUUUUUAAUUAGUUGAUGUUAAAAAAUAGAUAGGGUCUUUUCGAAUUUCUGGGAUUUUUUUUUUUUU
This is a messenger RNA of Phalaenopsis equestris, 1776 nucleotides long. RefSeq names its product U-box domain-containing protein 39-like. The transcript has 2 exons. The record is from RefSeq and is a predicted model, not a curated record. Gene Ontology annotation, molecular function: ubiquitin-protein transferase activity; protein binding. Gene Ontology annotation, cellular component: cytoplasm; nucleus. Gene Ontology annotation, biological process: protein ubiquitination. Bases 69 to 1661 code for a protein of 530 amino acids. NCBI's taxonomy places the organism in Eukaryota, Viridiplantae, Streptophyta, Magnoliopsida, Asparagales, Orchidaceae.